Drosophila sulfurigaster albostrigata is the source of this 3004-nucleotide messenger RNA. RefSeq names its product trehalase. Bases 389 to 2242 code for a protein of 617 amino acids. Gene Ontology annotation, biological process: trehalose catabolic process. Lineage: Eukaryota; Metazoa; Arthropoda; Insecta; Diptera; Drosophilidae. Gene Ontology annotation, molecular function: alpha,alpha-trehalase activity. The transcript is spliced from 7 exons. The record is from RefSeq and is a predicted model, not a curated record.
GAAGUAUUCUUGCACUGACAGGGCGCAGGUUGUGUCUGUGUCGUUGGCGCAAGAGCAAAGUGCAGCUGAGAGGAAAACUCGAAGUAGUCUGAUUAUCCUGCUUAUACUUAUUGCUACUUCAAAAGGCAGACGCAGUCACAACCAAAGUGCGGUCGCCGUCGCGAAGCCACAAUUUCCUAUUUUGUGCCGAAAAAUAAACUAACAAAUAAAAGGCAGCCCACUCAAUGUGAUAAUUUCGGUACUUAAUUACAUACAAAUACACAUAGUACACAUCUGUGUGGAGACUCGCGUACGCGUAAAGUGAUCAAAAGUGAGCGGCAAAAACAGCGUUUAAUUAAUCUACAAGAAAAUAAGAGAAGCAAACACAGUUCCUUAGUCCUAAAACACAAUGAUAAAUCUAAAUAAAUUCGCACUGGCAAUCCUCUGCUGCUGCCUUGCAGCCCUGCCCCAAUUUGGGGCAAGAAGACUGCUCGAGUUUAGCACGGAGAGCCCGAACGCGAUUGCCGAUGAUGAAUUUGGAACCUACAACUUUACCUCGUGUCAAAUUUAUUGCUAUGGCUCGUUAUUGGAUACCGUACAAAUGGCGAAACUAUUCGCGGAUUCAAAGACCUUUGUGGACAUGAAGCUUUUGUUUUCACCCCAGAAAACCUUGGAGGACUUUGAUGCUUUUAUGGCAGCAAAGAAUAAUACCCCCAGCAGGGAUGAAAUCCGCGAGUUUGUCGAUGCCCAUUUUGGUGCAAAGGGCACAGAGUUGGAUGUUUGGACACCCACCGAUUGGAUUGAGCAUCCCGGAUUCAUUGAUCUCAUUCACGAUCCGGAUCUAAAGCAAUGGGGUGUCGAUCUGAAUAAUAUCUGGAAGGAGCUGGGUCGUAAAAUGAAGGACGACGUGCACAAGAAUCCCGAUUACUAUUCCAUCAUCCCCGUUCCCAAUCCGGUUAUUGUACCAGGCGGUCGCUUCAUUGAGUUCUAUUAUUGGGACUCCUACUGGAUCAUUCGUGGUCUGCUGCACAGCGAGAUGUAUACCACCGCUCGUGGCAUGAUUGAGAAUUUCCUGUCCAUCGUGCAGCGCAUCGGAUUCAUUCCCAAUGGUGGUCGUGUCUACUACUGGGGUCGCUCCCAGCCUCCACUACUGACGGCAAUGGUGAAGAGCUAUGUGGAGUUCACAAAGGACGAUCUGUUUGCCAUCAAUGCACUGGAAAUUCUCGAACAUGAGUUUGAGUAUUUCAUCAACAAUAAUACAGUGCAGGCUAAGGGUCACAAUCUGGUCAUAUACCGCGACACCUCAACCGGCCCACGUCCCGAAUCGUAUAGUGAGGAUGUGGAAACAUCGCAAAGCUUUACCACUAAGGAAGCCAAGGAGGAUCACUACAGCGAACUCAAGUCAGCAGCCGAGUCGGGCAUGGACUUUAGCUCCCGCUGGUUCAUCAAUGCCAAUGGCACCAACGAGGGCAAUUUGACCGAUGCCAAGACUCGCUCCAUUGUGCCCGUCGAGCUGAAUGCAAUUCUCUACUGGAAUGCCAAAAUGAUUGCCGAGUUCCACUCCAAGGCAGGCAACAUUGAAAAGAUGGUGGAAUACGAGACCAAGGCGCAAAAGAUUCAAGAGGCAAUUCAAGCAGUCUUGUGGAACGAGGAAGCUGGUUGCUGGCUGGACUAUGAUUUGAUCAACGAGAAGCCACGCAAUUACUUUGUGCCAACUAAUCUCUCCCCACUGUGGGUCAAGGCCUACAACCUUUCCGAAUCCGAGAAGAUUUCUGCCUCGGUUCUCAAGUACAUUGAAGCCAACAAUCUCGAUUCGUUUCCAGGCGGCGUACCAAACACACUCUACAAUACCGGUGAGCAGUGGGAUCUUCCCAAUGUGUGGGCGCCUAUGCAGUACAUUCUGGUCGAGGGUCUGGACAACCUAGGUACUCCCGAGGCAAAGGCGUUGUCACAGCGCUGGGGACAACGUUGGGUCAAAUCCAACUUCGAGGCAUAUCGCGAAACACUCGCGAUGUUCGAGAAGUAUGAUGCUGAGAACUUUGGAGGACAUGGCGGUGGUGGUGAAUACGGUGUGCAGACGGGCUUUGGCUGGAGCAAUGGUGUGAUUAUCGAAUGGCUGGCGAAAUACGGUCGCCAGAUCUCGCUGAGCAAUACAGGAGCUGCAGCUCGAAGCAGUCGACUGAUUACCGUGCUUGGAGCGACAGCUGUGGCGAUAGUUGGCGCAUUCGCCGGACGCUUCAUUUGGCGAAACUGGUUCAAGUAGAGAACCCAACACAAUGCGUGUACAUAACGAUUUUAUUCAUUGAUUUUUUCAUAUAUAUAUAUAUAAGUAUUUUUUGCUUUGCUUGCGCUAAAUUCAAUAAUGGAAACUUACCUACAAAAAAAGAGCUAACUCGACACACAUUAAAAAAGAGGGUAUAGUUAAACUAGAGGACUGAGUUACAUACAUCGUUACAUCUUUACAAUGAUUGCAAUAUUGACGCUAUUUUGCGACUCUUUCGGGAUAUGACGCCGUUUAGUGUUACAACGGGAACAAAUAAAUGAUCAAAGUAAACGAUUAAUUAUAGUACACAGUACAUAUAUACGCAAGAACAAAAUAAAUAGUGACGCUUCGCACUGCCACCCAACUUGCUGAGCUGGGAGCCGACUAGUUUGACUGCUGCGGCUCGUGACUAAAGUAAGGAGCAGUGUUUGGCGUGAGCAACGUGUGACAGAUAUCACAAACACGAGCGACACGUUUCCGUGGUCCCGAUGGCACCGUUUUCGUUAGACAUUUAUCGCAGUAGAUGUGUCCGCAAUGCCGGCAAUGGAUCUUUCGCACCAUCACCGUAAAAUAUGCAUUACAUGUGGGGCAAUUGUUCACGUCAUCGUCAUCCUGCCAACGUACCUCGGUGUCCGCAUGUCGCAACUCCUCCAGGGACAUCUAUAACAAACCGAAAUGAUUAUGUACAUAGUUUGAUAAGAUAUUUUGCAACUCCAGCAUAAGAAAAGAAUAAAGCAUUAACUUAUAUUUUUUGUAAACAAA